ACCACGCAGUACGUCCCGUCUACAAAACAACCCACGUUUUAGCAUGGUGGAGGAAGGCUAGGGAAGCUGUGCAGCGGAAGUUAUCGAAAGUCUUUAAAUUUAACACUAUACUGUGGAACGACAUAUAUUUAGAGACAAACGCAAUGGCUGAUCCUAUCAUUAAAUCAAAACAAGUGCAGAAAGAGGUCAAUGGAAUUUCAACGGAAGUCGUCUGCACAGAGUUCAGUAAUUACAUAUUUGUGGUUCUCACUCAGUAUGGCAAAAUCGGGACUCUGAUUUCAGUCACACCUGACUCCAGAACUAAUGACAUCAGCACCCCGACGUUCUCCACUAAAGUACUGCUGGGCAAAGACGAGCCUCUGACUCACGUCUGUGCCAAAAACCUGGCUAUGUUCGUGUCACAGGAAGCCGGGAACAGGCCUGUUUUACUGGGACUGGCUCUGAAAGAUUCCUCCCUGGAAACAGUUAAACAAAUUAAGGAGAUGGUCAAAGGUUGUCAAGUGUGGUGAUAAGUCCUGAAAACGACAGGAGGUCUAAAGGCUAGGAAACAGGAUAAUGAUGUGGAUCACCUCUGUCACGUUUUUCACUUAUUUUGUGCUCACAAACAUGACGGGGAAAGAUGUUAUAGUGGGAGUGAAAAAUAUACCAUUACACUGUAUAUAGCUGUUUUGUAUUUCAGAAUGCUUUUAGUUAAACUUGUGUUAAAUGAAGUUAUUAAAGGGCACUUAAAAGAGAAGA
Austrofundulus limnaeus is the source of this 738-nucleotide messenger RNA. It is a transcript of the gene psmg3, whose product is annotated as proteasome (prosome, macropain) assembly chaperone 3. NCBI's taxonomy places the organism in Eukaryota, Metazoa, Chordata, Actinopteri, Cyprinodontiformes, Rivulidae. The record is from RefSeq and is a predicted model, not a curated record. Gene Ontology annotation, biological process: proteasome assembly. Bases 144 to 509 code for a protein of 121 amino acids. The transcript has 3 exons.